UUGACCGCUAGCUCUAGCUUGAGGCAGGGUGGCUUUGUGUCGGCCGCACUUUCCGGACGGGUCCUGAGACUCAGGGGAAUCCACUUCUCUGAGGGCCCGGGGGAGGAGCAGGGACUCGAUUGCUGAGACGCCGGCUCUAUCCAGGCUUUGGCCUCAACAUGUGCAUAAGGCGGCUCUUCCGGCCCUCACAUCUCCAGUGGGCUUGGAGGGCAGCCUUCCUGAAACACAGCCAGCGCGGGCACCAGGGACCCUGGCGAUGGACACAUUCUGGAGGCGGCCCCUACAGAGCGGUCAUUUUUGACAUGGGCGGAGUUCUCAUUCCUUCUCCAGGGAAAGUGGCUGCAGAAUGGGAGGUACAAAAUCAUAUCCCUUCCGGAACUAUAUUGAAGGCUUUAAUCGCAGGUGGCGAAAAUGGGCCCUGGCUGAAAUUUAUGAGAGGAGAAAUAACGAAAGAGGAUUUCUUACAAGAAUUUAGGAGACUCUGCUCUGAAAUUUCAAAUACCUCUGUGCCUGUGGACAACUUUUUCUCUCUGCUGACCAGUGAGCAAGUGGCGAAGCAGUUCCCAGUGAUGACUGAGGCCAUAACUCAAAUUCGGGCAAAAGGCCUUCAGACUGCAGUCUUGAGCAAUAAUUUUUAUCUUUCCAAUGGCAAAAGCUUUUUGCCCCUGGACCGAAAACAGUUCGAUGUGGUCGUGGAGUCCUGUGUGGAAGGUGUCUGUAAGCCAGACCACAGAAUCUACAAGCUGUGCUUGGAGCGGCUGGGCCUACAGCCUUCGGAAUCCAUCUUUCUUGAUGACCUUGGACAGAAUGUCAAAGCAGCUGCCAGCCUUGGAAUGCGCACCAUUAAGGUUAAUGACCCAGAGGCUGCAGUGAAGGAAUUAGAAACUCUUUUGGGCUUUACCUUGAGAACGGUUAUUCCAAACACCCGUCCCGUGAGAAAGACAAUGGAGAUUCCAAAAGAUUCCUUGGAGAAAUACCUCAGAGACCUCCUGGGGACCCAAACCACAGGCCCAUUGGAACUCCUUCAGUUUGAUCAUGGGCAGUCAAAUCCAACGUACUACAUCAAGCUGGCUGGUCAUCAGCUGGUUCUGAGGAAGAAACCCCCCGGGACCCUCCUUCCAUCUGCCCACGCAGUGGAGCGGGAGCACAGGAUCAUGAGAGCCCUUGCGAGCGCUGGAGUACCCGUCCCCAAAGUUCUGGACCUCUGUGAAGAUUCAAGGGUCAUUGGCACGCCCUUCUACCUGAUGGAGUACUGCCCAGGCCUCAUCUACAAAGACCCCUCUCUGCCAGGCUUGGAGCCCAGCCAGAGGCGGGCCAUAUACGCUGCCAUGAACAGAGUCUUGUGCAAAAUUCACAGUGUGGAUUUCAAGGCUGUGGGCCUAGAAGACUACGGGAAACAUGGGGACUAUAUUCCACGCCAAGUGCAAACCUGGAUUAAGCAGUAUCGAGCCUCAGAGACCAGCACCAUCCCAGCAAUGGAGAGGCUCAUCGAAUGGCUGCCACUCCACCUUCCCAGGCAGGAGAAGAUCACGGUGGUGCACGGGGACUUCCGGCUGGACAACCUGCUGUUCCAUCCAGAAAAGACCGAGGUGCUUGCUGUCUUUGACUGGGAACUUUCUACCUUAGGCGACCCCCUUUCGGACGUGGCCUACAGCUGCAUGGCUCACUACCUGCCGCCCAGUUUUCCCAUACUGCGAGGUCUGCGUGACUGCGAUCUGACUCAGCUGGGCAUCCCUACUGCAGAGGAGUAUUUCAGGAUGUACUGUCUUCACAUGGGGAUCCCUCCCGCUGAGAACUGGAACUUCUACAUGGCUUUCUCCUUUUUCCGAGUGGCCGCGAUCCUGCAGGGAGUCUACAGGCGCUCGCUCACAGGGCAAGCGAGCUCAGCAACUGCUGAACAAAGUGGAAAGAUGACUGAGUUUAUGUCUAACCUGGCCUGGGAGUUUGCAGUCAAAGAAGGAUUCCGGAUUUUCAAAGAGACGCCGGCCACAAAGCCAUUAACGAGGUCCUACCACACGUGGGCUGGUCCACGGUCCCUGCCGAGCACGCCAGGAGCGAGGAGUUAUAUCCCCCUUCCAGAACCUUCCUCAGCUCAUGCCUCAAAGGGAGCUCUGGUUAUCUCUCCAGAGGGCCUUUCCCCACCGGUCAGGGAGCUGUACGAGCGGCUGAAGCAGUUCAUGGACCGGUACGUGUACCCCGCUGAGCCGGAGCUGCGCCGUCACCAGGCCUCCGCUGAGAGAUGGACCCCUUCCCCCCUGGUCGAAGAUCUCAAGGAGAAAGCCAAGGCCAAAGGACUUUGGAACCUUUUCCUACCCUUGGAGACUGAUCCCGAGAGAAAAUACGGGGCAGGACUGACCAACGUCGAGUAUGCGCACCUGUGCGAACUCAUGGGCAUGUCUCUGUACGCUCCCGAGAUAUUUAACUGCUCUGCUCCAGACACGGGGAACAUGGAGCUCCUGGUACGCUACGGCACCGAGGCGCAGAAGGCCCGCUGGCUGACUCCGUUGCUGGAGGGGAAGGCCCGCUCCUGUUUUGCUAUGACUGAGCCCCAGGUUGCCUCAUCAGAUGCCACCAACAUUGAGUCUUCCAUCAGAGAGGAGGAUGGCUUCUAUGUCAUCAACGGUCACAAGUGGUGGAUCUCAGGCAUCCUGGAUCCUCGCUGCCAACUCUGCGUGUUUAUGGGGAAAACAGAUCCGCAUGCCCCACGCCACCAGCAGCAGUCCGUGCUUUUGGUUCCCAUGGAUACCCCGGGCAUAAAAGUCAUUCGGCCUCUGACGGUGUAUGGGCUGGAUGAUGCGCCAGGUGGCCACGGUGAAGUCCUGUUUGAGCAGGUGCGCGUGCCCAAGGAGAGCAUGGUCCUGGGCCCUGGCCGAGGCUUUGAGAUUGCCCAGGGCCGACUGGGUCCCGGCAGGAUCCAUCACUGCAUGCGGCUGAUCGGGCACUCGGAGAGGGCCCUGGCGCUCAUGAAGGCCCGCGUGAAGUCCCGAGUGGCCUUUGGGAAGCCCCUAGUGGAGCAGGGCACGCUCCUGGCAGACAUCGCCCAGUCGCGCGUGGAGAUUGAGCAGGCCAGGCUGCUGGUGCUGAAAGCUGCGCACCUGAUGGAUGUGGUAGGAAAUAAGGCUGCAGCGCUAGAUAUUGCUAUGAUUAAAAUGGUGGCCCCAUCCAUGGCGUACCGCGUGAUUGAUCGCGCUGUUCAGGCCUUCGGAGCAGCGGGGCUGAGCGGCGACUACCCGCUGGCUCAGUUCUUCGCCUGGGCCCGAGCGCUGCGCUUUGCGGAUGGCCCUGACGAGGUGCACCGGGCGGCGGUGGCCAAGAUGGAGUUGAAGAACCGCGUUUAGGCUGCAGGACAGCAGGAGCCAGAACGUCCCUGCCGGCCGAGACACCCAAACACUCAGUGAUGCGUUUUGAAAGGCCUGCUACAUGUGAUUUUUGCACCCUGUCGGCAGCUGCAUCCUGGGACAGUCCCUGCACACACCUUCCUGGGUCCCCACAGAAGGCGUUUCCGUGAGAAGCCCCGGGUCGGGUCGGCCGUGUCCGGCAAGGAGGAAGGGCAUUGGCUGAGAGCUGGGGGUCGGGACAGAGCCUGGGAAGCUGGUCUCCAGUCUCAGGGCUGGGCAGGCAGCCCGUGCGCCCCCUCUCUCUGGCAGUGGUGUGCUGAGGUUGUGGGGAUCUGGGUAAAUAGUAGGAGCCCUGCUGGAUGGUGUACCUGUGCUUGCACCCCGAUACGGCGGGGGGGCUUCCUGCUCUGUGGACCCCCUUCCCUUUGAGCCAAGGGGCAGCCAUGAUGGGCUGCAUCUGAAGACCCAGGCCGAUGGCUGCUGGGAAAAUGAAACCGAAAUCAUGAAGCCACUGCCAUCUGAUUUUCUUCGUUUGAAUAUCCACAACACAGAACACUAAUUAAGAUAGUUUGUAAAGGGGCUUUGGGAACACAAAAGAGUAAGAAAAUACAUCUCAGAGACUUCAUGAAUGUCUGUAUGUAAUACAAAAGGAACUGAGAAUAAAGGUUCAAGGAGACAUGUAAUACUUUGAACAAUAAAGAUAAAAAAGAGAGAGAAAA
Messenger RNA from Myotis daubentonii (Daubenton's bat), 4057 nucleotides. RefSeq names its product acyl-CoA dehydrogenase family member 10 (gene ACAD10). NCBI's taxonomy places the organism in Eukaryota, Metazoa, Chordata, Mammalia, Chiroptera, Vespertilionidae. The record is from RefSeq and is a predicted model, not a curated record. Gene Ontology annotation, molecular function: oxidoreductase activity, acting on the CH-CH group of donors; flavin adenine dinucleotide binding.